Molecule: messenger RNA, 378 nt
Organism: Mesorhabditis spiculigera
Lineage: Eukaryota; Metazoa; Nematoda; Chromadorea; Rhabditida; Rhabditidae
Source: the annotation of a GenBank genome assembly
AUGUCGUCCCGAUUGGUCAUGAUCGAAAGACUCAAAAGGAUGAGCGACGAGGACUGGGAGCGGUCGCUUCUGUGCAGGAAGUUGGCCAAGAUGGAGGACAUCCCUGAGGCACAACCCGUGGAUGUGCAGAUUUCCGAAGAUGAGGAAGAGCCCGAGGUCGACCGAGUGGGCCGUGAGAACGGCCAUGAUAUGGAGGCCUUUUGGGCCGCACACCGGAGGCUGGGCCCUACAUGUGGCCAGCCGACCAACUACGACAAAACGCCUGCUUCAUCGGACAGCGGAUCUUGGAGCGAAGAUUGGAAUGCUUCCCCGGAUAGCAGCGUAGACCCCGUUUAUGAAAGGGACUACGAGGGCGACGACGAGUAUGAGGACGACGAG